This is a messenger RNA of Raphanus sativus (radish), 2241 nucleotides long. RefSeq names its product probable protein phosphatase 2C 62. Lineage: Eukaryota; Viridiplantae; Streptophyta; Magnoliopsida; Brassicales; Brassicaceae. The record is from RefSeq and is a predicted model, not a curated record.
GACUGUUACAAAACUUGAAUGUUAAAGUGUUAUGGCAGAUCCUUUGAUGCUACUUUCUCUUCAACCUCCUCCUCUGCCUUUUCUGAUAUUUUCUUCUUCUUAUUCUUCUCUUCACCGUCGAUGGGGUUUGUCUCGGAGUGGGAUUAGAUUCUCUGUUUCUGAGUUUCGUUUGUCUUCUCAACUACAAUUGGCUAAUUCUACUUCACCUUCGCAGUCUUCUUCUACUGCUCCGGAGAAGUUUGAUCUCGUGUCUACAACUCAGCUCAAGGAUGGAAGCCAGGUCUUUCGAUUCGGAGAUGCAAGUGAGGUUGAGAGGUAUCGUGAAACUGAAGAAAAAGCGAGAUGCUUAGAGCUAGAGAGGAAGCAACAUGCUGAGAUAGAAGAGGAAGAAGCCAGUGAAGGAGUGAGAGAUGGAGGACAUGCAUUGGCCGAUCUAGAUCCUGUUUCUGAACUGGAGUCUCUCAAGGAAAAAUCUGUUGUGAAGAUAAAACCGGUGAAGUCUAGUACUGAAACAGUAUCUGAGAAAGAGUAUGGAGCUCCUCCUCCUGCCCGUCUCAGCAGUGUGAUCAAAAUUAAGGAUCGUAAAAGGGUUCGUUCUCCUGCUAAGAAAAAGAAAGAAACGCCAAUUCCAGUUACUGUUUCGGGGAGUGAAGAUGAAGCUGAAGCUAAAAUUGCUAGUGUUUCUAAUCUGAACUCUAUAGUUAGUGUAGCAGAAGUUAUUCCUACUAGCGCUACUGAAGAAAAGACCAAUGAGAAUGUAGAGCCACUUUCUUCUCAAGUCAUGGAGAAAGUCUCAGUGAAUGAAAUAAGAGGAGACUGUGAGACAAAUGGUUAUCAACAACUCACUGAGAGUCGUGUGGAGGAGCAAGCAACACCAAUAUCAUCUAGUUCACAACAUGGCUCGCAGUUGAAUGAUCUCAAGGAAGUUGCUCAUGUUUCUACCACUGAACUUGAUGACAGUUUGGAAGAGAGGAAAAAAACUGAUGAAGCUGAGGAAAAUCUUGUCGUUGAACCAACAGCUACAGUUGAUGUGUCUCCUGAUGAACUAGUUGUUGUGUCUCCUGAGGAAAAUCUUGUCGUUGAACCAACAGCUACAGUUUCUGUGUCUCCUGAUGAACUAGUUGUUGUGUCUCCUGAUGAAAAUCUUGUCGUUGAACCAAUAGCUACAGUUUAUGUGUCCCCUGGUGAACUAAUUUCAACUUCCGAAGCAACAAAUCACAGCAUUGAGGAGACUGCUGAAACGCCUGUGGUUGAUACGUCUGAAAUGGCAAAUGACGGAGAAAAUGGGACUUCAACCAUAGAAGAUGAAGUAGCUGUGAUUGACAGUAAAAAUGAUAAUGGUAGCAUAUCUAAAACUGUCAAUGACACAAAUGACGAAAAUCUCCAACUUCCUGAACCUGAAACAGCUAGUCUUCAACCCAUUGAAGUGGUUUCAGUCAGGGAAGAGCUUGUGUCCAAAGCAUUUUACUUGGAAUCUGGUUCUGCUUCACUCCAAAACCCCUUUAAGGCAUUGGCAGGUAGGGAAGAUGCUUAUUUUAUCUCUGAGAACAACAACUGGCUAGGUGUUGCAGACGGAGUCUCUCAGUGGUCUUUUGAAGAAAUCAAUGAGGGGAUGCAUGCUCAAGAACUCAUGAGCAACUGUGAAAAGAUUAUCUCUGAUGAAACUGCAGAGAUAUGUGAUCCAGUUCAAGUUCUUCAUAGAAGUGUCAAUGAGACUAAGUCAUCUGGAUCAUCCACAGCCUUGGUUGCUCAUCUUAGCAAUAAUGAACUCCACAUUGCCAAUAUUGGAGACUCAGGAUUCAUUCUCAUCAGGAACAGAACAAUAUUGCAGAAGUCAGCUCCUAUGUUUCAUCAUUUUUGUUUUCCCUUGCACGUUACACGAGGCGAUGAUGUCCUAAAACUUGCAGAGGUUUACAAUGUGAAUGUGGAAGAGGGUGAUGUUAUCCUUACAGCAACUGAUGGCCUCUUUGACAACUUGUAUGAGAAAGAGAUCGUUUCAAUUGUUUGCAGGUUACUGGAACAGGGUUUGGAACCUCAGAGAAUAGCAGAGUUGAUAGCUGCAAAGGCACAAGAGGUGGGAAGAUCUAAGACGGAGAGAACGCCAUUUUCAGACGCAGCUAAAGAAGAAGGACAUGAUGGAUACAGAGGUGGUAAACUAGAUGCUGUUACUGUCAUCGUUUCACUUGUAAAAACUGUAUCUAGCUAAGUAGUAAGUAUGCAAUCUUCCUCCCCCACUGUAAA